GAAAAGAACGUCAGUGCCAUUGAAAGUAGGAAAAUUCGUCCAGUGUCAGGGAAUAGGUCAGUCUUCAGUAGAAAUACGAAGAACACACAACAUUUCAUCACAUCGAAAGUGUUCAAUAUUCCAAUCGAUUUCACACAACGGAUACGUAAAAGUGCUCUGAUAGAAGUUGGUGCUGUCAUUCAUUGUUGUUGCGUUGUCAAGAAUUUUAGUGAUAAAAAGAUUCGUUCAAUGUGUCAGCCCCACUUGACUGGUGACUUAAAAUCCGUGACCAUCUGAGUGAUAGAAUUCUAGCCGAAAUCUUGAUGCAACAUAAUGAAUAGUGAGGAGGAGUACAGCGACGAGGACCACGGUGACUCGCAUCGAUCGAUGCACAGCCACAGUCCAUCUUCCUUUAUGAGCUGCUCUAACUAUGAUAGCGACGAGGACACAUGCACCGAAAUCGUCUUGCCAGAGCGCCACAAACGCAACCAAGAGGCCGAUGACUUUGUCUACAAUGUCCUCUCGGUGGAGCAGAUCGUCCAGGAUCAGCGUAACAUCAUCGACGAGGUGAACAAUGUUCUCAACCUGUCACCUCAAGUAACCAGGAUCAUUCUCAAUCACUUCAAGUGGGACAAAGAGCGUUUGUUUGAGAACUAUUUCGAGAGUAGCCCGGAAGACUUCUUCCAUCGGGCCCAAGUGGUAAAUCCUUUCGAGCAGCUCGAGGAGGAGAACCCAAGCGGAGCCGUUUGCACCUCCUCAAACUGCACCUGCGAGGAGCGGCUUUGCGGCAUCUGUUACUGUCCUUGUGCAGAGCUGAAGGGCCUGGGCUGCGGCCACAGCUUCUGCGUUGACUGCUGGAAGCAGUAUCUGGCCAAUAAGACCUGCUCCGAGGGUCUGGCCCACACCAUCACCUGUCCGGCCGCCGACUGUGACAUCCUUGUCGACUACGUGUCCUUCCUGAAGCUGGCCGACGAUUCGGAGGUCGUGGAGCGAUACCAGCAUUUGAUCACCAACACCUUCGUCGAGUGCAACAUGCUGAUGCGCUGGUGCCCGGCCCCCAAUUGCACCCAUGCGAUUAAGGCCAAUUACACCGAGCCGCGGGCCGUCAAGUGCAAGUGCGGCCAUCAGUUUUGCUUCGGAUGCGGCGAGAACUGGCACGAGCCGGCCAGCUGCAGCUGGCUAAAGAAGUGGCUGAAGAAGUGCCUCGAGGAUUCGGAGACCUCCAACUGGAUUGCGCAACACACCAAGGAGUGCCCCAAGUGCAAUGUGACGAUCGAGAAGGACGGCGGCUGCAACCACAUGGUCUGUAAGAAUCCCUCCUGCCGUUACGACUUCUGUUGGGUGUGCUUGGGCUCCUGGGAGCCGCAUGGCUCUUCUUGGUACAGUUGCAACCGCUUCGAUGAGGAGGAGGCCAAGCAGGCCCGCUUGGCCCAGCAGAUUUAUCGCUCCUCCAUGGCCAGAUAUCUGCACUAUUACAACCGCUACAUGAACCACAUGCAGAGCAUGCGGAUGGAGCACAAGCUGUAUGCCAAUGUACAGGCCAAGAUGGAUGACAUGCAGGAGGAGAUGAGCUGGAUCGAGGUACAGUUCCUGCGAGACGCUGUGGAUGUCCUAUGCCAGUGCCGGUCCACCCUGAUGUACAGCUACGUGUUUGCCUUUUAUCUGAGGAAUAACAACCAGAAGAUCAUCUUUGAGGAUAACCAGCGCGACAUGGAGAUGGCCACCGAGAAAAUUUCCGAGUGUCUAGAGCGGGAGAUAACCGUCAAGAAUCUGUACGAGAUUAAGCAGAAGGUACUCGACCUUUCCCACUACUGCCAGAAGCGGCGCCAUGUCCUUCUCUGCCACGUUCGGGAGGGAUACGAAAAGGACUGGUGGGAAUUCAUCGAGGAAUCCGCCUCCUAAGCCGCCCCAACGUAAAAACUAUAUAUCAUCCUUAAUCUGGCAUCUGCAGCACAUUCUGAAAGAAAGAUUGAGUAACUAACAUUUCUCUGAAGACUUUUAAUCAGCAUAAAUUACAUAUUUCGGUUUGGACUCCACUCUGCCUGAAUUGAUGACUGAAUCGAUUCGGACACGAGCCCCCUCUAAAUUUUACAGUAUUACACAGCAAUAGAAGGAAAAAUCAAAAAAUAUUAUCUCAUAUCAGAUUAUGGGGUAUUUUUGUUUA
Molecule: messenger RNA, 2143 nt
Organism: Drosophila ananassae
Lineage: Eukaryota; Metazoa; Arthropoda; Insecta; Diptera; Drosophilidae
Product: E3 ubiquitin-protein ligase ariadne-1
Exons: 1
Coding region: 313-1881 (522 amino acids)
Biological process (GO): ubiquitin-dependent protein catabolic process; protein polyubiquitination; positive regulation of proteasomal ubiquitin-dependent protein catabolic process
Cellular component (GO): cytoplasm; nucleus; ubiquitin ligase complex
Molecular function (GO): ubiquitin protein ligase activity; zinc ion binding; ubiquitin conjugating enzyme binding
Source: RefSeq, a predicted model, not a curated record